Molecule: messenger RNA, 887 nt
Organism: Marchantia polymorpha subsp. ruderalis
Lineage: Eukaryota; Viridiplantae; Streptophyta; Marchantiopsida; Marchantiales; Marchantiaceae
Source: the annotation of a GenBank genome assembly
CAUCGGGCAUUGGUCAGCGACACGCUUAUGAGCAAUGCCCGACUAACCACGCCACUACAACACGACACUGACCUAAUCCGGGCCGAAUUGUGUUCGCUGUCGUCGGUUUGUAUCUUGUGCAUGAUUUCAGACAUAGGGUACGGAAAUUGGUGAAAUGAGUGGCGAACCUAAUCUCUACCGGAAGCAUGCAUUAGGAAGAGGGCGGACGGAUGAUGAUGAUAGAAGCGUGAUGCGUUUCUGCUGCGAGCGGGUGUUUGUUUGGUGUGUUGUGCCGCAAAUUGCUGGAGCGAAGUGCUCGGAGGACACCGAAGCCAGUGUCACCCUCAGACAAUCUUCAUCUGCCAGGGUGCAACUGCGUGGAGUUCGCUCAAGAAGCGGUCCCAGACAGCAAGAGAUAGCUCGGGGGGACAAGAUUCUCCGUGGACUAUCUAUUUACUACCCGCACUGCAUGAACAACAACAUCGAUCCAAGCUCUGGAGUCCGCGCUGACCCUAAUCACGUUCUUUUGGGAUUAUAAUACAGUUCGACAUGGCGCUUCAGAUAAGUGGACAUGACGGUGUCCAAUGGCUCUACACGUUCCGACCGCCCCUCUGCCUCGAAGAUUCCCAACUUGGCGCGCAUGACGAUGGCGACGGGCUCAUUGCACCUUCCCCACACAAUCCAUUGACGCAUUUUCAGAUUUGCCACUUUAGUCAAUUCCACUUUUCAAGUCAAGAGUUUCAGAUACAUUCUCAGAUUAUCAUUUUCAGUAUAAGUUUGUUCAGACUUAGUAUUUCACACCAUGAUAAUACUCCGUGGACGAGGGGAACAAGGCACAAGAAGUCAAUUUAAGACAUGAUGAUUUUACAUUUUAGCAAUGUCCGAAAGCACAUAUCAUUAUUUUAUCG